AUGCUGAUCCGACUCGUCGCAGCACUAGCUGCUUCAGUUCCGCUGCUCGUCUUCGCCCAAAAGUCCGAGAACUAUGACGCGGCCAAGUUCCGCAGCUUGCAACGCAAUGGGCUCAUCAAGCUCGACACGGCACUGUACGACCACAUCACCCAGUCGCCUCGCGAUUACAGUGUCAGCAUCUUGUUGACCGCCAUGGGCAAGCAGUUCAAUUGUCAACCCUGCCAGUGAGUGGUGCUGUACCUGCUGAGCGCUGGAGGGAAUUCGGGCUGAUCCGACGACGACGACGACGUGGCGACGUGGCGCUCCCGAUCUGCGCUUGCUCGUCUCCGCUUUCCUGCCCACAGCCAAGUCCAGCCCGAGUACGACCUCUUGGCCAAGCAAUGGCAGAGUCAGCAAAAGAAGGUCGACGAGAACCACUUUUUCGCCGUGCUUGAUUUCGCCGAUGGUCAGCAGAUCUACCAGAGGGUGCGUUGGCGAGCUCUCGAGCGUGCAGGGAGCGCGUGGGGCCGAGCGUUGUACUGCAGCUGCUCUGUGCUAGGGUUUCUCAGCUGACACACAAUUCUCAAUCCAUUGAUCAGCUUGGACUGCAAACUGCUCCGACGUUCCAAACGUUCCUGCCGACCGAAGGACCGAGAAGUGAAGGCGCUCGCUCCUCUCCCAUCACCACCGACCUGAGUCGAUUGUGAGCCUUCCCUACUUGACAUGGAAGUUCAAUGCUCAGUCCCACUCAUUCCCCUUAACCACACUACCCGGAAACAGAGGCUACAAUGCCGAAGGGAUCUCGGCGUGGCUCAAGGCGAACGCGCAGGUGCCCAUCUCCUUCUCGCGUCCCAUCGACCGCACCAAGGCAUUCGGCACCGUCUUCAUCUUCGUCUCGCUCGGAUUGACGAUCUGGAAGGCUUCGUCGGUGUUGUACCUCAUCGCGUCGCAGACUUAUAUCUGGGCCGCUGGUGUUCUGGUAAGCACUCGCUUGCCUGCUUGCCCAAAUCGAAACUGACCUUGCCCCCGCAUCCCGAAUACAAAUCACAGUCCAUCAUCUUGUUGAUGAACGGUGGCUACAUGUGGAACCAGAUUCGUCAUCCGCCUUACUCGCAAAUGACUCGCGAAGGUACGACGAUGUACAUCCAACCCGGAUACUCGAACCAGUUUGGUGCCGAAACGCACAUCAUCGCCGCUUGCUGUGAGUCCAGUCGACUCUAGCAAUCGAACCCGGCUCGACGCUGAUGCUUGUACUCGUUUGGCCCCACCUAGAUGGUCUGUUGGGGUUCUCGGCCUACACGUUGGCGUACAUCUUGCCGACGGUCAGAGACCCGGUCAAGCAACGCGUCGGGGUGUACAUCUGGACCGCGAUCGUCGUCAUCAUGGCCGGGGUCGUGAUGAGCAUCUUCAAGGUCAAGCAGGGGGGAUGUAAGUUUGAUGAAAGACUCGGGACUUGUUUGAAUCGAUCAGUGCUGAUUCUCCGGGGUGCUGGGUGGGGGACAGAUCCGUUCAAGAUUUUCUGA
Microbotryum saponariae is the source of this 1502-nucleotide messenger RNA. The record is from the annotation of a GenBank genome assembly. Lineage: Eukaryota; Fungi; Basidiomycota; Microbotryomycetes; Microbotryales; Microbotryaceae.